ACAGUCGGGCUGUGAUCAGCGUGAGGAAGAGCACACCGGGAUUAUCAGCAUCGGGAUUAAGAUUAGGAUUAGUGCUGAUCAGGAUGCUGCGCUUUCCGUCGCUGCUUGUCCUCUGGCUCGCGCACUUCGUUGACGAGCAUCGAGUUCACGCUGGGAAUUGUUGGUACGAGCAGGGGAAGAACGGCCGCUGUCAGAUGCUUUACCUGUCUGAAAUGAGCCGAGAGGACUGCUGCAGGAGCGAGAGGCUCGGGAUGGCAUGGACCGAGGAGGACGUUCCCAGCAACACGUUAUUCCGGUGGCUGCUGAUCCACGGCGGCGCGCCAAACUGCAUACCGUGUAAAGAGACGUGUGAUAAUGUGGACUGUGGUCCUGGGAAGAAAUGCAAACUGAACCGAAGGAACAAACCACGCUGCGUGUGCGCUCCAGACUGCUCCAAUAACACUUUUAAAGGCCCGGUGUGCGGCUCGGACGGGACCACAUACCGCAACGAGUGCGCUCUCCGCAGAGCCAAGUGCAGGAGAUACCCCAACCUGGUGGUCCAGUACCAGGGGAAGUGCAAGAAGACGUGUAAUGAUGUUCACUGCCCGGGAAGCUCGUCUUGUGUGGUGGAUCAGAACAACAACGCCUACUGUGUCAUCUGUGAGCGUGUGUGUCCUGAAGUGACUUCACCUGAGCAGUACCUGUGUGGGAACGAUGGCAUUGUUUACCCCAGUGCCUGCCAUCUCAGACGAGCCACGUGCAUUCUGGGAAGGUCCAUCGGUGUCGCCUAUGAGGGCAAGUGCAUAGAUGCCCACUCGUGUGAGGACAUCAGCUGUCCAGACGAAAAGAAGUGUCUGUGGGACACGAGGACGAGUCGUGGACGAUGCGCCGCAUGCGAGAGCGAGUGUCCUGAGAGUCAACCCGGAGAGAGCGUGUGUGCCAGCGACAACGCCACCUACCGCAGUGAGUGUGAGAUGCAUCGGGCCGCCUGCUCGCAAGGCCUCGUCCUCGAGGUCAAACACGCUGGCUCCUGUAACUGCGUCCACCACUGACUCAUCCUUCCAGCCAAACACGGAUCCUGACCUGCGUCAUCACCCGAACCAGGCAACGAAUCAACGUUUCAGAUGUGUUUUUAUGGGAAGGAACAGAAUCGAUCAUAAAAAAAAAAACAAACAUAAAAAACAACAAAAAACUUUUCUUCCCUUCUGAAGCCAUGAGCUCCUGCGCUGCUGUGUUCCUCAACAAGCAGAGAGAAGAUGAAGACGAGGAUUAGGAUGAAGGUAGACGGAUUGUCGUGACUCCGGAGUCAGUAUUCAGACUGUACAGUGACAUACUCGCUAAUUUAUUUUCCAGGAGAAUUUGAAAAAGAAAAAAGUAAAAAAAAAAAAAAAUAGAGGAAGAUUUCAUAUAGCCGUCUUCUAGAUGUUUAUUUAUACGUUACUUUUUAUUUAUACACUUAUAAAACGUCCGACUGAAUUUUAUCUUUUAUCUCGUGUAUAAUAUCCACAGAAAAAAAGCAGCAUUAUUUAUUUAAAAGGUGCAAUGUGAUGUACAGAGAACUGAAACACAUUUUAUUUCCUCCAGCGUCACCCUGUGUGUGUGUGUGUGUGUGUGUGUGUGUGUGUGUAUAUUUCCUUCUUUUUCCAUUUUACUUAUUUAUUUUUUUACUUAUUUACUUUCCAUCUUCUUUCCAUUCUUCAUUCAUUUCUUUUUCCUUUUCUUCUUUUUCCUUCUGUCCAAAUUGUUUUCUUCCUCUUUAGUUUUAAUUUUUUCUUUCCUCUCCUUUUUUCCUACAUUUUUUCUUUCAUUCCUCCAUGUUUCUUUUCUUCUUUUUAUCUAUAUUUUUCAUCCCCCAUCUUUUUGUUGUCUUUUUUAUAGCAUUCGAUUUCUUUCCUCUUACUCACUCACUCACACACUCACUCACUCACACACUCACUCACUCACACUCACUCACUCACACACACACUCACACACACACACACUCACUCACUCACUCACUCACUCACUCACUCACACACACUCACUCACUCACUCACUCACACACACACACACUCAGUCACUCACUCACACACUCACUCACACGCACUCACUCACUCACACACUCACUCACUCAGGCACUCACUCACACACACACACACUCACACUCACUCACUCAAUCACACACACUCACACACACACAAACACACACACACACUCACUCACUCACUCACUCACUCACUCACUCACACACACUAACUCACUCAAUCACUCUGCAGGGUUAUUUCUAUUUUCUUUUAUAUUUACUUCAUAUUUCUCUAAUUUAGUUUUUUUUUUUGCUUUCUUUCCUCUUUCAAUUACUCCUUUCCUUCUUGUCUUUAUUUUUUACUUUCUUGUCCUUUUCUUAUUUUAUUCAUUCUUUUAAUCUUUAUGCUCCAUUUCUUUCUUUUACUUUUAUAGCUUUUUUGUGUCCCAAACAAUAUUUUUGUUCUGUAGCUGUGUGUGUGUGUGUGUGUGUGUGUGUGUGUGUAGCUCACUAAUAAAUGCAUCUGGUUUUGUUUACACUCCGAGCUGGUCUGUAAUUAAACUCUUUAUAAGCGCUCUGUUUGCUUUUUUCCACACAGAGACGCUUUUUCAUGUGAAAUAAAUAAUGUGACGCCGUUUAAAACAUUAAACAUGUGGGUUGUUUUUUCUGCAUCUGUUCGGAUGAAGGAUUUUUGUUAAUGUAUUAAAAAUGUGCCAUAAUACACACUUGGAAGCUUUUAGGUUUUUUUUUAUUAUUUUUUGUUUGGCGCUCAGUUUUAUUCCAGAAUGUAAAUGAACUUCUU
Molecule: messenger RNA, 2783 nt
Organism: Tachysurus vachellii
Lineage: Eukaryota; Metazoa; Chordata; Actinopteri; Siluriformes; Bagridae
Gene: fstb
Product: follistatin b
Exons: 6
Coding region: 84-1031 (315 amino acids)
Biological process (GO): multicellular organism development; cell differentiation; negative regulation of activin receptor signaling pathway
Molecular function (GO): activin binding; protein binding
Source: RefSeq, a predicted model, not a curated record